This is a messenger RNA of Colletotrichum navitas, 2037 nucleotides long. RefSeq names its product homogentisate 1,2-dioxygenase. Lineage: Eukaryota; Fungi; Ascomycota; Sordariomycetes; Glomerellales; Glomerellaceae. The transcript is spliced from 2 exons. The record is from RefSeq and is a predicted model, not a curated record. Gene Ontology annotation, cellular component: cytoplasm. Gene Ontology annotation, molecular function: homogentisate 1,2-dioxygenase activity. Gene Ontology annotation, biological process: L-phenylalanine catabolic process. Bases 465 to 1922 code for a protein of 485 amino acids.
UAGCUCUCCGCAUCUCUGCGGCAAGCUGCUCUUAGUGGUCCGACAACCGAUACCACGCCAUCCACAUCGAAAGGUACCGUGUCCUCGCCUCAAUGUAACACGAAUCCUUCUCCGCCUUCUUCACUUUGUCAGUCAUGACAGAGAAGGCCGGGCCCCUGUACGCCAAGUGGGAAACAAUACAGAUACGGUCUGAACUUCCACGCAGCUCGCGUCGGAGCCGCCCCGGCUCGCACGCCCCACAGCUUCGAAGCUAGUUUCUUAUUCUCCAAGACCGUAUUAUGGAGCGGCUCUCCACGCUCCAUGUGGAGUGAAGCUUUCCGCGACGGACGGGGCACCGGUUUCUACAAAAGCUCCAGUGGCCCGUCGUCAUCGUCUCUCACCCCUCUUCGUCGAUCCCCCCCUCCCCCUCUUCUCUCUCUCUCUCUCCCCUCCCCCUCCAAGUUAAGCUCGACGCUCGACUCACCAUGGCGGCCCAAGACCUCGCUCCAAAGGACUUCCAAAACGCCUUCCACUGGGCGGCGACGCAGAAGGAUGGGACGAUUCCAUCCUUCGCGACUCGCCCGAACGACCCGUACACGUACCAGCCCGGCUUCAACAACAGUUUCGAGUCCGAAGCCAUCGCCGGCACUAUCCCGAGAGGCCAGAACAGCCCGAGAAGCAUACGGUAUGGCCUGUACGCAGAGCAGGUGACGGCUUCGUCAUUCGUCGCUCCUCGACACGCCAACAAGAAGGCCUGGCUCUACCGGUCCCGACCCGCCGUGGCUCAUCAAGGAUUUACCGAACUCCCCGACAACAAGGACACGGAGUCCACCUUCAUGCCCAUCAACCCCCGGGUCCACGUCUCGCCGACCCAGCUGGCCUGGAAGCCCUUCCCGAUCCCCGACGGGCAGGACGUCGACUUCGUCCAGGGCCUGAAGACCGUGGCCGGCUCCGGGGACCCGACGCUCCGGGAGGGCGUCGCCACCCACGUCUACCUGUGCAACAAGAGCAUGACGAAGAAAGCUUUCGCCAACUCCGACGGCGACUGGCUCAUCGUGCCGCAGCAGGGCGCCCUCGACAUCCAGACCGAGUUCGGCUUCCUCUACGUGCAGCCGGGCGAGAUCUGCGCCAUCCAGCGCGGCCUCCGCUUCAAGGUCGACGUCGAGGGCCCGACGCGCGGCUACAUCCUCGAGGUCUGGGGCUCCAGCUGGGAGCUCCCCGAGCUGGGCCCCCUCGGCGCCAACGGCCUCGCCAACGCCCGCGACUUCCUGCACCCCGUCGCGUCGUACGAGGUCACCAAGGACGACCCCUGGGACGUCGUCUACAAGCUGGGCGGCAGGUUCUUCAACAGCACGCAGCGCCACUGCCCCUUCGACGUCGUCGCCUGGCACGGCAACUACGUGCCGUGGAAGUACGACCUCACAAAGUUCGUCAACGUCGGCUCCAUCUCCGUCGACCACAUCGACCCGUCCAUCUUCUGCGUCGUGACGGCCAGGUCCAGGGACCCCAACGCGCCCCUGGCCGACUUCCUCAUCUUCUCGCCGAGGUGGGACGUCGCCUCCCACACGUACCGGCCGCCCUACUACCACCGGAACGCCGCCUCGGAGCUGAUGGGCCUGAUCUACGGCGACUACGGCGGCCGUUCCGACGAGUUCCGGCCGGGGAGCAUCUCGUUCGAGUGCGGCUUCGUCCCCCACGGCGUCGCCUACGAGCAGUUCGCCGCCGCCUCCAAGGAGGACCCCCCCGUCAUGCAGAUCUCGCUCGGCUCCAUCGCCUUCAUGUUCGAGACGAGCCGGCCCCUCACCAUCACCGACUACGCCUGGCACAGCAAGGAGAAGCACGAGCAUGACCCCAAGAUGUGGGACGACCUCGUCGACAACUUUUCAAAGUUUGACAUCGAUCCGGCCCUGAUCAAGAACAGUGGGAAGAAGAACCAGAAGUGAAGAUGCGUCGACCAAUCUGUAUAACAGGCGGAUCUACGGUUUUGUUCUGAUGAGAUGACGUUAAAUGAAUGGAAAGCAACCAAACACUUUUUUUUUUUUUUUUUUUUUUUUUUUU